Messenger RNA from Belonocnema kinseyi, 2434 nucleotides. Its product is annotated as solute carrier organic anion transporter family member 74D-like. Gene Ontology annotation, biological process: transmembrane transport; sodium-independent organic anion transport. NCBI's taxonomy places the organism in Eukaryota, Metazoa, Arthropoda, Insecta, Hymenoptera, Cynipidae. The record is from RefSeq and is a predicted model, not a curated record. The transcript has 9 exons. Gene Ontology annotation, molecular function: protein binding. Bases 252 to 2348 code for a protein of 698 amino acids. Gene Ontology annotation, cellular component: membrane.
UCCUUCUUGUUAAAAUUUUCCUUUCCUAGACUUUCUGUCGAAGACUGACGUUGAAGACAUGGAAUAACCCUUAAGUUUUAAAGACAAUCACUCUGUUUCGUAAGAAGAAGUGAAAAAGAGAGUUCAUAUACGUGAGCAUAUUAGGUCUGUUCUUAAGAAGCUCACCUUCAAAUAAGGACUUCUGAUCUACUUAUCAUUCUAAAGGGUGAUGAAAAUUUAAAAAAGGGACGACUUAAGGAAAUUUCAGAAGGAUGAGUGAAGAUGCACAAUGUGGCGUUUGCGGAUUUUUUCCCAAAUGGCUACAGAAACGCGCAACACCAAAAGUUUUUGUUUUCGUCUAUGGUCUCCUUGGAACAAUUCAAAGUAUGGCCCAUGUCUACAUCAAUAUCACAUUAACCACAAUCGAGAAAAGGUUUAAAAUACCAAGUCAAACAACAGGAAUAAUUCUAUCAGGGAGUGAUAUAGCACACGUUUUAUCAUUACUGUUAACAUAUUACGGAGGUUCUGGUAAUCGCCCAAAAUGGAUUGCUAUUGGAGUUGCAUUGAGUGCCACAUCUUGUAUAGUUCUGGCUAUUCCACAUUUUAUUUAUGGUUCUGGAAAGGAUGCUUUAUCCUUAACACAAGAAUACCUUGAUCAUAAUUUGUUCAAUGCAACGACAACACAAGAUAUUCCAACUUGUUCUGGAAAUAAAUUUAAUCCUAUUUGUGAUGUCGAAUCUUUGGAGGAUACAAGUAUGAUUCCAAGACUUCUUGUUUUUUUCUCCCAAGUCUUUUUAGGAUUUGGUUCCACUCUCUAUUAUGGCCUUGGUCAGGCUUAUAUGGAUGACAAUACCAAGAAGAAAAACACCCCUUUGUUACUUGGACUUUUAUUUGCUCUUAGAACUGGAGGAACAAUCGGAGGAUUUAUUUUAGGAUUUGGUUGUUUAAGUUUGUAUAUCGAUCCAACUUUACACCCUGUAAUUAAAAAGGAUGACCCACGCUGGCUAGGAGCCUGGUGGCUCGGUUGGACCAUUCUUGGUACAACAAUGGGAACUUUAGCAUUUUUUAUUGCCAUGUUUCCACGUCAUUUGCCCAAACCAAUCAAAUCUAAUCGAAAGGAAGUCGAGGAACCACUCAAAAAUGACUCAUUCCUUGAAAAAAAUCCAACCAGUGAAGAGAUAAAACAAAGCAUAACGGCCAAAGAAAUUGAGUACAAGCCAACUAUUAGAGACUUUUUUAAAACUAUGAAACGACUGCUGACUAAUCCAAUUUUGGCUUUUAAUAAUUUAUGUGGUAUUGUUUUUAUUCUUGGUGGAGUGGGCCAUUGGAGAUUUAUGUCUAAGUACGUGGAAGUGGUAUUUGGAGUAUCAGCAUCUGGAAAUUCUAUGAUAUCAGGACCUAUAAGUAUAACAGGGAUGGUAAUUGGCUUUUUAGUAUCCGGAGGAGUAAUCAAUAAAUACAAGCCUGGUGCAGGAAUAUUACUUGUUUGGAAUAUUAUUAUUGGCGUGGCUCAUUUGUCCGGUGAUUUGGCCUUUAUAUUUCUAGGUUGUGAUGGGACUCAAAUUGAAGGAAUUAAUUAUAAUUCGAUGAAGGUAGAUAUGAUGUUCCCAUGCAAUGCAGACUGUAAUUGUGAAGGUGUUAAAUAUUUUCCUGUUUGUCACGAACCAACAAUGACAACAUUUUUUUCUGCUUGUCAUGCUGGAUGCAGCACCAUCCUUCCAAACGGGGGAUUUGGAAACUGCAGUUGCAUCACUGAACAAUUAAGUAUGACAAAUUUUAACCAAUCAGGAUUCAGUACAUCUGCACUAAUUGAAAAAGACAACUAUUUCACGACAAACAUUUUUAAUGAAGUUAAGACUGGAGCAUGCAAGUUUGAUUGUUUAGCACCCUAUUUGACAUUUACAAUCAUCAGGUGCCUGACAGGACUGCUCUUCUGUUCCGGAAGAAUUGGAAAUAUUUUAAUUAAUUUUAGAUGUGUGGCAGGCAGAGAUAAGGCACUAGCUCAGAGUGUAACUAUGAUGGUGAUGUCAGUUUUUGCACUUAUCCCAGGUCCCAUUAUCUAUGGGGCCUUGAUAGAUGCAACUUGCCUGGUCUGGAAUAAUGCUUGUGGUACCAGGGGAAAUUGUUGGAUUCAUCAACCAGAUAUGUUUCGGUACUAUUUUAACAUCACAGCAACCAUCUUUACCACCCUGGGAGUCUUAUUUGAUUUCGGAUUAUGGCACGUAGGUAAAAAUGUGAAGCUGUAUGGAGAAGAAAUAAAAGACGUGCAUCAUGAUUUUGCAAAGUCUACACUGUUAAAGGAAACUACGAAAUCAGAAGUUAAAAAAUGUGAUAACUCGGUACAGAAAAAUACUGAAGCAUGUGAAUAAAAUACGAACCUGUUCAUGACCUGCUAAAAUAAAAAUAAAUGUUAACUUGUUAUCAAUUAAUUAAUUUAUUGUACAGUUCAGAAUAC